Messenger RNA from Necator americanus (New World hookworm), 1335 nucleotides. RefSeq lists its product as uncharacterized. NCBI's taxonomy places the organism in Eukaryota, Metazoa, Nematoda, Chromadorea, Rhabditida, Ancylostomatidae. Gene Ontology annotation, molecular function: ubiquitin protein ligase activity. Gene Ontology annotation, biological process: protein ubiquitination; replication fork processing. Gene Ontology annotation, cellular component: nucleus; site of DNA damage. The coding region runs from base 1 to 1335 and encodes 444 amino acids. The transcript is spliced from 14 exons. The record is from RefSeq and is a predicted model, not a curated record.
AUGCCCAGAAGGGCUUCUAGUCUCACAGGAACGCGCACAUCGCGGAUGCAUCAGAUUCGCGGCAGAUGCGUGAUCUGCACGUCGACGUUCGUCUCAAACAAUAUCGCUGCCUUGCAAUGUGGUCACACAUUUCAUUUCGACUGUGUCAGCAAAUGGGUCGAGCGUUCGAAAACAUGUCCAAACUGUAGAGUUCGUACUACUGAGCGGCAGAUCAUAAAACACCUAUUCUUCGACAGCCCGGACGAGUUCAAUUCCACGCAGUUAAUCAAUAGUGAUGUUCAGGUCGAAACACUAUCAAUAGCGUUAGAGAAAGAGAGGAGUGACCAUCUUGAAGCUCAGGAAGAAGUACGAAAACUCAAGGACAGCGUAUCGACUCUUCAAGCAAAGCUAGAGAGAGAAAGAAGUCGAUUUCGCGAGAAAGUUCCAUCGUUAGAAGCUAGGAACAGGCAGUUGGAGAUGAUGCUCGUCAAUCAACAGGAGCUUGAGAAAACUCUAGAAACUACGAAGAAUAGACUACGGGCUUGCGAAUUUUACAAGGCCGUCACCGCGGGAAAAGAUGAAAAUGCCAUAGACAAAUACAUCGGAGAUAAUGGCUCUUUGGAAGUUGGACAAUUUCUAAACAUUUUGAGAAGGCAGCUGAAGGAAACGCGAAACAUGCAGGUUUCUCUAACAAAAGACUUGCGUUCCGAACGAGAACAGCUUAGAAAAUCGAAGAAAAAGGAAAAUGAAUUGAAGAAUGUAGUAAAGGCACUUGAACGAGAGCUUCGGGAUGUUCGCAGUGCUGCCAACAUGAGCACUUCUACUCCAUUUAAUCCCAAGCUUAGAAGUUUAGCGCUGGAUCAAAGCCCUUCAAAAAGGAGUUCCUUGGGUUUUAAUGAGUCCAUAGAGCUCAACGUUGAUGUCAUUUCUUCUGCUUUGAAGCGACGGGUUAAUCAUGUUCCCUUUCAUGAAAGGCCGGGUCCAAGUGAGAACGUUCAACCCCUUUUGCUCGACAUGUCGGAUGAUGAUGAGGUUUUCAAUACAUCUGCUGCUGACGUUUCACUCCAAUAUCCUGCUUCUCUCGACAAAAUAGCAAGUCCCCGUGUUCCAAAAACUUUGCGAGAAAGAGUCGCUGCAGGGUCGGGGAACAAUCGUACAAAACUCUUAGGAGGAGUCCACAGCGCUGCUGAGAAGGCGUUGGAAAAUUUGGAGUUGAGGAAAGUUUCGGCUUCUGAAUUGGGAAGGAAACCACUGGCGAAGAGAAAAAUUAUUGAAAACUCCUCAGCAAAUCAGCGCCUUUCUCAAUUCUUCAAUAAGAAGUUCAAAAGUGAUGAAGUUAUUAAUUUGGAAGAUUAA